Messenger RNA from Onychostoma macrolepis, 3510 nucleotides. RefSeq names its product periostin, osteoblast specific factor a (gene postna). Gene Ontology annotation, cellular component: extracellular matrix. The record is from RefSeq and is a predicted model, not a curated record. The coding region runs from base 87 to 3221 and encodes 1044 amino acids. The transcript is spliced from 27 exons. NCBI's taxonomy places the organism in Eukaryota, Metazoa, Chordata, Actinopteri, Cypriniformes, Cyprinidae. Gene Ontology annotation, molecular function: cell adhesion molecule binding. Gene Ontology annotation, biological process: cell adhesion; extracellular matrix organization.
AAGGUCCUUCUUAGGCGUGCAGGGUUCUCACGGAGGGGGCGGAUCCAUAGGAAGCAGUGGGUUUGAUCUGCAGGGGAUACUCCAAUAUGAUACUCCUGUUUACGGCCACCUUUACCAUCCUGGCGCUGUCCUCCCUGGACCAGGUGGAGUCUUCAGCAUAUGACAAGAUAGUCACACACAGUCGCAUCAGGGCUAAGAAUGAAGGGCCCAAUGUGUGCGCUUUACAGCAGGUCAUGGGGACCAAGAAAAAGUACUACAGCACAUGCAGGAACUGGUAUAACAAAUCCAUCUGUGGCAAAAAGGCGAUGAUCUUAUAUGAGUGCUGUCCGGGUUAUAUGAAGUUAGAAGGGAAGCGUGGGUGCCCUGCAGUGGCUCCUAUUGACACUGUGUUCGGCACCCUGGAUCUGGUGAACGCCAAGAUCACCCAGCGAUACUCCGAUCAGUCCAAACUGAGGGAAGAACUCGAGGGAGCAGGAUCUUACACAAUGUUUGCACCCAGUGACGAUGCCUGGGCAGAGUUGGAUCCUGCAUCGAAAGCGGCCUUGGUGAGCAGUGGAAACACUGAGCUUGACAAUGCACUCCGUUAUCACAUGGUCAACAAGCGUCUUCUCACCAAGGACCUGAAGAAUGAUAUGACCCUAGAGUCCAUGUAUAACAAACAAGGCCUCUAUAUCAAUCACUACUCAAAUGGAGUUGUCACUGUGAACUGUGCCAGGAUCAUUCAUGGCAACCAGGUGGCGACUAAUGGAGUUGUGCAUGUCAUUGAUCGGGUCAUCAGCGUCGUAAGCCAGACGAUCAAGGAUGUGAUCGAAUCCAACGAUGAUCUGGCUUCGCUGAACACAGUUGCUUUUAGAUCAGGUCUCCAGGAUCAACUGGCAGAACCAGGACACUACACACUUUUUGCUCCAACCAACGAGGCCUUUGACAAAGUAGACAGUGAUGUCCUUGAGAGACUUAUGAGUGACACAACUGUACUUCAAGCCCUUUUGAAGUACCACCUCCUGAACUCAGUGCAGUGCUCUGAGGCCAUUAUGGCGGGCUCCGUCUAUGGGACUCUUGAGGGCAGUAAUAUUGAGAUUGGAUGUGAUGGUGUGAGCCUUACUGUCAAUGGUAUCAAGAUGGUGCUGAAGAAGGACAUUGUCACCAGCAAUGGGGUCAUUCAUCUGAUCGACCAGGUGCUCAUGCCUGACUCAGCCAAGCAGGUCAUGGAGCUUAUAGGCAAAUCUCAGAGCGUCUUCAGUGACAUGGUGUCUGAGCUCGGCCUGUCUGCCGCCAUGCAGCCUGAAACUGAGUACACUAUUCUUGCCCCACUGAAUGGAGCCUUCUCUGAUGAGGUAAUGUCCAUGGAUCAGCGUCUCCUGAAGAUUAUUCUGGAAAACCACAUUGUGAAAUUCAAGGUCUCUCUGAGUGACCUCUACAGCGGCCAGCUUCUCGAAACCCUGGGAGGAAAACUCCUCCGAGUCUUUAUUUAUCGCACGGCUGUGUGUAUUGAGAACGCGUGUAUGGUCAGAGGCAGCAGAGAAGGCAGUAACGGAGUCCUUCAUCUCAUGCGAACACUGAUUCAGCCACCCGAGACAACCAUCUAUGAGCUGCUCUUGAAAGACGGACGCUUCAAAAUCUUUCUGUCUCUGAUGGAGAGUGCUGGACUGACAGAUCUGCUGAAGCAGGAGGGAUCGUAUACAGUCUUUGCUCCUGUAGAUGCCGCCUUUGGCACCCUGACAGAGGAAGACAUCACUCUUCUGAAAAGCGAUAUCAAUGCCCUUAGGGCGAUCCUGCUCUACCACUUUAGCAAUGGUGUCUUUAUUAAUGGAGGCUUGGAGGUUGGAGUGACUAAUCUUCUCAAGACCAUUCAGGGAAACAACCUUCAAGUUCUCUCUGUUAACAACUCCAUCCAUGUAAAUUCAGUGGAGGUUCCAGAUUUUGAUCUUAUGGCAUCCAAUGGAGUAGUUCAUGUAGUGAAGACCAUAUUAUAUCCUCAAGAUCUUCCAGUUGGCCGUGAAGACAUAUUGAUUCUGCUGAGGAGACUCAUCAAAUACAUACAGCUGAAGUUUGUAUCUGGAUACACCUACCGUGAGAUUCCACUUACAUUCAUCAAGAGGACUAUAACCACACAUAUCAUUGAGAAAGGUCCCAAGGCCAAGGUGGUGAUUGAAGAACCAAGCGUCACCAAAGUUACAAGAGUAAUCAAAGGAGAAAAAAUCGUCACAAAAGUUACACAAGUGAUUGAAGAAGAUCCAAACGUCACCAAAGUUAGACGAGUGAUUGGCGGAGAACCAAGCAUCACUGAAGUUACACAAGUGAUUGAAGAAGAUCCGAACGUCACCAAAGUAACACGAGUGAUUGAAGAAGAUCCGAACGUCACCAAAGUAACACGAGUGAUUGAAGGAGAUCCGAACGUCACCAAAGUAACACGAGUGAUUGAAGAAGAUCCAAACGUCACCAAAGUUAGACGAGUGAUUGGCGGAGAACCAAGCAUCACUGAAGUUACACAAGUGAUUGAAGGAGAUCCAAAGUUCACCACAGUAACACGAGUGAUUGAAGGCGAUCCGAACGUCACCAAAGUAACACGAGUGAUUGAAGGAGAUCCGAACGUCACCAAAGUAACACGAGUGAUUGAAGAAGAUCCAAACGUCAAAAUUACACGAGUGACUAACGGAGAUCCAAGCAUCACCGUAAUCACCGUCGGAGGAGAAUCAGCUCACAGUGCCUCAUCUGAUGGUGAAAUUGACGCUGAGGGAGAAAUCAAGAGAAUCGUGGGCGAAGAUGUAACCAAGGUGCAGAUGUUUCAGAGUGGUGACGUACGCAUCCUCCAGGAGGAAGAUAUCCAACAAAUCACUGAUGCGAUCACUCAGGGAGGUGGACCGGGGAUCACUACUAUAACUAAAGUAAUCAAACCAGGGGUCCAGGUUGUUGAAACUGAACCAGGGCUCACCACGUUUACUAGAGUAAUUAAGAAAGACCCUCAGAUCAUUAAAGGUGCACCAGAUGUGGAAACCACUGUUACCGGAGUAGUUCAACCUGAACUGCAGAUAAUUGAAGGACCAGAUUUUUCAAAGAUUGUAUCUUCCAAGGAUAGUCCAAUCUUUGAAACAGAAUCAGAGAGAAUCACGAGAAUCAUCAAGGAGGGCCGUUCUAAAAAACGAGCUGCCAUCAGACAAUCACAAGGAAACGCAAGGCGGAGAAUGAGACAAGUCAGGCAUCACUCCAGACCCAGACAGUGAGAUGAAUGAGGCUCACUCUACCAGCUAAAGUGAAAGACAGCGUUGUAGAACAGUGUGUUUGUCCUGCAAAUACACUGUUACUUCAAACCGCAUUGAAUGUUUACACAUUACGAACCAAUGCAGUAAUAUCUUGGAUAUGUGUGGCACACCCCCCACUUCAACUCAGAUAAGGGGUACUUGAAAUGGUGGUGGUAAUAAAGAGAGAUAUUGGUCAUUUUUGUUUGUUUUUUAAGCUGUUUAUAUUGUUUCUUUGAAUAUACAGUGAGGAAAAGAAGUAUUUGAACACCCU